AUGAAGUCAACCUUUGUAGCCACUGUGGUGGCCCUCGCCGCCAACGAGGUGGCCGGCCACGCCCUGUUCCAGCAGCUGUGGCACGGCACCUCCUGCGUCCGCAUGCCGCAGGGCAACUCGCCCAUCACAAACGUCGGCAGCAGAGACUUCAUAUGUAACGCCAACCCUAAGCCGGCUAGCGGCAAGUGCGGCGUCAACGCCGGGUCGACGGUGACGGUUGAGAUGCACCAGCAACCCGGCGACCGGGCGUGCGGCAGCGAGGCCAUUGGCGGGCAGCACUGGGGGCCGGUGCAGAUCUAUCUGACCAAGGUAGCCGACGCGGCCACGGCGGACGGGUCGACGCAGUGGUUCAAGAUCUUCUCGGACGCGUGGAGCAAGAAGUCCGGGGGGCGGGUGGGCGACGACGACAACUGGGGCACGCGGGACCUGAACGCGUGCUGCGGCAAGAUGGACGUCAAGAUCCCGUCCGACAUCCCGUCGGGCGACUACCUGCUGCGCGCCGAGGCGCUGGCGCUGCACACGGCGGGGUCGAGCGGCGGCGCGCAGUUUUAUGUGUCGUGCUACCAGAUCUCCGUCAAGGGCGGCGGCAGCGCCACGCCGGGCCCCCUCGUCAAGUUCCCCGGCGCCUACAGCGCGCGCGACCCGGGCAUCAUGAUUAAUAUCCAUUCCGCGGUCGCCAACUACAUCGCCCCCGGCCCGGCCGUCUACGGCGGCGGCACCAACCGCACCGCCGGCUCGUCGUGCACCGGCUGCGAGACCACCUGCAAGGUCGGCAAGUCGCCCACCGCCGUCGCCACCCCGGGCGGCGGCUCCGGCACCAACAACAGCGACACCAGCAGCAGCGACUCGUCGUCGGCUGCGGCUGCGGCCCCCGACAACAACAGCAGCCCCAACGCGUGCUCCGUGGCCGCGUUCGGCCAGUGCGGCGGCACCGGCUACACUGGAUGCACUUCGUGCGCGUCUGGCUUCACUUGCAAGGACGUCUCGGCACCGUACUACUCGCAGUGUGUUGCUUCGGCUUGA
Molecule: messenger RNA, 1023 nt
Organism: Lasiosphaeria miniovina
Lineage: Eukaryota; Fungi; Ascomycota; Sordariomycetes; Sordariales; Lasiosphaeriaceae
Product: glycosyl hydrolase family 61-domain-containing protein
Exons: 5
Coding region: 1-1023 (340 amino acids)
Biological process (GO): carbohydrate metabolic process
Cellular component (GO): extracellular region
Molecular function (GO): cellulose binding
Source: RefSeq, a predicted model, not a curated record